UGGCUGCAAGCGGAAUCCAAAUAGAAAUAAAGAUGUUAUUCCUGCGGCGAUUUUACAGCAAAUCCGGACGUAUAGCCCAGAUAUCCAGGUCGAAGAAGCCAGGAGACCCUUUCAGCGUGCAGGGCUGGAUCAAAAACGUACGCCGGCUGAAGAACAACACAUUUCUGGACGUGAAUGAUGGAUCCACGAGCAGCAGAUUCCAGGUGGUGGUGCCCAGGACUCCGGAGAAUCAGCAUCUAGCUCCGGGCAGCGUCAUCUCGGCGGUGGGUCAAAUCCAAGUGUCCCCGAAUGGCAGCUUUGAGUUGCAUGCGGAUCGGGUGGAAAUGUUGGCUGAAGGACACCUGCAGGAUGGCUAUCCCUUCAGCCCCAAGCAGAAACAUCCACCGGAAUAUGUCCGCGAGCACUUGCAUCUCCGUUCCCGCGUCGAUUUCGUGGCCGCCCAGAUGAGGAUCAGGCACAAGGCCCAGAAAGCCAUUCACGACCACAUGGAUGAGCUGGAUUUCGUGCAGAUCAACACUCCCCUGCUGACCACCAACGAUUGCGAGGGAGCGGGGGAGGUGUUCCGGGUUCAGCCGGACUCGGAAGCUCUGCUCAAGCAGAUGGCCAGGCCAAAUGUUCCCGUGGAGCAGAGCUACUUCGAUGGCAAGGUAUUCCUCAGCGUCUCCGGGCAGCUGCACCUGGAGGCCAUGACCUACGGCCUGGGCAAUACAUACACCCUCUCGCCAGCCUUCCGAGCGGAGAACUCCAAGUCGCCACUGCAUUUGGCCGAGUUCUACAUGUUCGAAGCGGAGUUGGCCCAUUUGGAAGAUUUGGAGAAGUUGGCGGGGUUCAUUGAGCAGAUGCUAAAGGCUGUGACAAACCGCCUGCUGGAAACGAGCCCCGAGGAUCUCCGUUUCUGUCAGAAGAACUCGAACUCCAGCUCUGAUUUGCCUUGGUUACAAGUUCCCUGGAAGAUAAUGAGUUACGACGAAGCUUUGCAGGUUCUGCAGGAAAACAAGGAUAGCCUAAAGACUCCCAUAAGCCUGAAUGAGGGCUUCUCCAAGGACCAGGAACUGUUUCUAGUGGCGCACUGUGCUGCUCCCGUUUUCGUUGUGGAUUGGCCUGCUCAGCAAAAACCCUUCUACAUGAAAGUCUCCCGAACGAAUCCAAAUAGGGUUCAUGCUUUGGACCUCCUGAUGCCAGCCGUUGGCGAAUUAUGCGGCGGAAGUCUGCGUGAAAGUGAUCCAGCGAUAUUAAAAUCCCAUCCGCAACUGCCAAAGGAUCUUUCUUGGUACGUUGACCUGCGAAAGUACGGAGGAAUUCCCACCGGAGGAUUCGGCAUGGGCUUUGAGCGUUACUUGCAGCUCAUCACGGGCGUUAAGAACAUCCGGGAUGUGAUACCCUUUCCCAGGUAUCCGCACAGCUGCAAAAUGUGAUUUAAAUACGG
Drosophila takahashii is the source of this 1426-nucleotide messenger RNA. RefSeq names its product asparagine--tRNA ligase, mitochondrial (gene AsnRS-m). NCBI's taxonomy places the organism in Eukaryota, Metazoa, Arthropoda, Insecta, Diptera, Drosophilidae. Gene Ontology annotation, cellular component: mitochondrion. Gene Ontology annotation, molecular function: nucleic acid binding; ATP binding; asparagine-tRNA ligase activity. Gene Ontology annotation, biological process: asparaginyl-tRNA aminoacylation. The record is from RefSeq and is a predicted model, not a curated record.